Molecule: messenger RNA, 1309 nt
Organism: Heteronotia binoei (common prickly gecko)
Lineage: Eukaryota; Metazoa; Chordata; Lepidosauria; Squamata; Gekkonidae
Gene: RHOC
Product: ras homolog family member C
Exons: 4
Coding region: 36-617 (193 amino acids)
Biological process (GO): small GTPase-mediated signal transduction
Cellular component (GO): neuron projection
Molecular function (GO): GTPase activity; GTP binding
Source: RefSeq, a predicted model, not a curated record
GGACUCAACUUAGACUUCCCUCUGUCUCUACAGCUAUGGCAGCCAUUAGAAAAAAGCUAGUGAUUGUGGGAGAUGGUGCCUGUGGGAAGACCUGCCUCCUUAUUGUGUUCAGCAAGGACCAGUUUCCAGAGGUCUAUGUACCAACUGUCUUUGAAAACUACAUCGCUGACAUUGAAGUAGAUGGGAAGCAGGUGGAGCUGGCCCUUUGGGACACAGCUGGGCAGGAAGACUAUGACCGGCUGAGGCCCCUCUCUUACCCAGACACUGAUGUUAUUCUCAUGUGUUUCUCCAUUGACAGUCCAGACAGUUUAGAGAACAUACCAGAGAAAUGGACACCAGAAGUGAAACAUUUUUGCCCAAAUGUGCCCAUCAUCCUUGUGGGAAACAAGAAGGACUUGAGGAAUGAUGACCACACCCGCAGGGAGUUGGCAAAGAUGAAGCAGGAGCCAGUGAAACCAGAGGAAGGGAGAGACAUGGCAAACAGAAUCAAUGCUUUUGGUUACCUGGAGUGCUCAGCCAAGACGAAGGAUGGUGUACGGGAAGUGUUUGAAAUGGCCACUCGGGCUGCCUUGCAAGUCAGGAAAAAUAAAAAACGCAAAGCCUGUCCCCUCUUCUAACAAGGGAGCAUUGGCAAAGGAAGUGACUGUGUUGUCUCAACUGUUUCUGUAUCUUUCAACACACUUCAUGGAUGCAAGCUUGGAGUGGGGAGAAAGGUUGUUGGCUCUGCAUAGAGUAAGAAUUUAAUAUGCCUAUUGUGCCCUUUGCCAUCCCCUCUUCACAGUAGUUAGGACUGCUUGGGGCACAAUUGGAGGUCCCUGUGGUCCCUCUCUGGGACAUGUGCUCAUGCUGUCCUCUCCACCACCACCUGUGCUAGAGGACCAUAUGUCUCUUGAGAUCGCUCUGUAAACACUGUUGUCUUGUAUAGGGUAAGCAAUGCACCUGAAUUAAUCCUGCAUUGCUCUUCAUUCCCAUUUUAUACUAAUCUUACAGUUCAAUGCCUGGUAUAAAUUCAAGUAACUUAUCCUGUCUUCUCAUUCUUGCAAAUUAUGGAAGCUACAUUUGAUUGCUGAAUAUUGCAGUCUGUGGAGUCAUGCCCUGAUUAAGAUGUACAGAUGUGCACUUGCCUCUCUACACAAACCUGUUAAAGCAAGUGGGAAGCCUUGCCAAAAUGCCAACCUGAAUUUCUGUGAGGAACUGAGCUCUGCUGUAGUCAGGAAUGCUCUGUUUGGUGUUUGGGCAGUGCCUUGUAUAUAAUUGAUACUGUAUUCUCUCUGCUUCCAGUAAAUUAAAUCAGAUCUUGAAACAAAAA